Haplochromis burtoni (Burton's mouthbrooder) is the source of this 2566-nucleotide messenger RNA. It is a transcript of the gene ranbp9, whose product is annotated as RAN binding protein 9. NCBI's taxonomy places the organism in Eukaryota, Metazoa, Chordata, Actinopteri, Cichliformes, Cichlidae. The transcript has 14 exons. Bases 401 to 2206 code for a protein of 601 amino acids. Gene Ontology annotation, cellular component: cytoplasm. Gene Ontology annotation, biological process: cell surface receptor signaling pathway; cytoskeleton organization. The record is from RefSeq and is a predicted model, not a curated record. Gene Ontology annotation, molecular function: protein binding.
AGCCGAGCUCAUCAUACUUUGUCGAUCCGUCUAGGCUAACGUUAGUAGUUACUUUGCCCCCAGCACCGACUAGCUCCCUGUUUUUUUUUUUACUUCUUUGCUCAGAUCCCGUGGGGCAGUCUCAUCCUCUUGUUUCUAUUUGUGUUUUAGUCAGACCUAAUGUCAACCUGAGUCAUUUUCAGCGAUCGCUUCGCCUUUGCUGGCCAAGCUAAACGCGUUAGCCAGGUUAGCUUCUCGGCUAACCAGCUCUGGCUGCCUCUGCAACAACCAGCGAAGCCAAUUAGCUUAGCCUCCUAGUUUGCUAGCUUUGCUAACUCCCCUUUAAAACUUGACACUGACGGACACAAGUGGCUCUGGCUUGUUGCUGACAAGCCAGUUUACUAAAACUCGUGUCGUAGCCAUGUCUGGACAGUCAUCCGGCGGUGGGUUUCUGAUGUCGGUAGUUGUCCACGGAGACUCGGCUCUGAACGAGCAGGAAAAGGAGCUCAAUCAACGGCUCCGACGGCUCUAUCCGGCCGUUAACGAAAACGAGACUCCACUUCCCCGAUCCUGGAGCCCGAAGGACAAGUUCAGCUACAUCGGACUGUCUCAGAACAACCUCCGUGUACACUAUAAAGGUCAUGGAAAAACACCCAAAGAUGCUGCAUCAGUGCGGGCCACCCACCCUAUCCCAGCUGCCUGCGGGGUCUACUACUUUGAGGUGAAGAUCAUCAGUAAAGGCAGAGAUGGGUACAUGGGUAUCGGCCUCUCAGCUCAGGGUGUAAACAUGAACAGACUCCCUGGUUGGGACAAGCACUCUUAUGGUUACCAUGGAGAUGACGGCCACUCCUUCUGCUCGUCUGGCACCGGGCAACCUUAUGGACCCACGUUUACAACAGGCGAUGUGAUUGGCUGCUGUGUUAACCUCAUCAACAACACCUGCUUCUACACAAAGAAUGGCCACAGCCUAGGUAUUGCCUUCACAGACCUACCACCUAACUUGUACCCGACCGUGGGCCUUCAGACUCCAGGGGAGGUGGUGGAUGCAAACUUCGGGCAGCACCCAUUCGUGUUUGACAUUGAAGACUACAUGAGAGAAUGGAGGACAAAAAUUCAGGCCCAGAUUGACCGCUUCCCCAUCGGAGAGCGCGAGGGCGAGUGGCAGUCCAUGAUCCAGAAGAUGGUGGCUUCUUACCUGGUGCACCACAGCUAUUGUGCCACAGCUGAAGCCUUCGCCAAAUCCACCGAUCAGGCCGUGCAUGAGGAGCUGGCCUCCAUCAAAAACCGGCAGAAGAUCCAGAAGCUGGUGUUGUCGGGUAGAAUGGGUGAAGCCAUUGAGACCACCCAGCAGCUGUACCCCAACCUCUUGGAGAGGAACCCAGACCUUCUCUUCAUGCUCAAGGUGAGACAGUUCAUAGAGAUGGUGAACGGGACAGACAGCGAGGUGAGAUGUCUGGGAGGUCGCAGCCCAAAGUCUCAGGACAGUUACCCCGGGUCACCCCGGCCCUUCAGCAGCCCCAGCCACAAAGCCAGCAGCUCCCAGCCCUACCUCACAGGGUUUGACAGCAACUGCUGUAAUGGUGUGACGUCUAAUAAGAGCCACAGCUCCUCCCCUCACAGUCAUAAGCCCUGCCCCCCGGGCUCUGGCUCCACUCUCCCAGCAUCCGACAUCAGCCUCAAUGGGAGUCGCAGCCAACAGCCGAUAACCAGUAAUGAUGUGGAUAUGGAGGUCGAUCACUUCACCAACGGAGUGACAGAAUCGUCUUCCAAUGGUUUUCUCAACGGCACCUCCAAACACGCCACGGAGCCUGACGACUGUGACGCAGACAUGGAGGUGGAGUCGGCACAGUCUAAGAGGCAGCUGUGCGGCGGAAGCCAGGCAGCCAUCGAGAGAAUGAUCCAUUUUGGCAGGGAGCUCCAGAGCAUGAGUGAACACCUCCGCCGUGAGUGCGGCAAGAACUCUGCUAACAAAAAGAUGCUCAAGGACGCAUUCAGCCUGCUGGCCUACUCGGACCCGUGGAACAGCCCAGUCGGAUACCAGCUGGACGCCAUUCAGAGAGAGCCGGUCUGCUCCACUCUCAACAGUGCAAUAUUAGAGACUCACAACCUGCCCAAGCAGCCUCCCCUGGCCCAGGCCGUGGGUCAGGCCGCCCAAUGCCUCGCCAUGAUGGCACGAACUGGCAGCGGCUCCUGCGCCUUCGCCUCUGUGGACGAUUACCUACACUAGCCCCGUGCGCACGCAGACACACACACACACACACACACACACACACACACACACACACACACACACACACACACACACACACUCUCCAAGGGCCUGUCCAGAAAUCCUUCUUUCCAACUCCUCAGUCAGUGUAGUCCUAUUAGCCGAGGAGGCAUUCCUCUGCACGCCGUCAUAGAACGUCAACCAUCUCACUCGCUUCUGGUUCUGCUUUUGCUGAACGCCGCUGAGGGUCAGAAGACAUUUCUGGGCAGAUCCUUAGAGUGACACCACCUCCUUUUCCAUCAUAAAUAUGAAAUUACACCUCCACCUUCGGUUGGCUCCCCAUGCGUCUGCCUCCAUCUAACUGACAGUAGCUGACUU